GUCGCCCCGCCCACCGGCCGCUACAUCACCACCCCUCUCGCCGCUUUCAAGCGCGGAGAUUGGCUGUAAGCAAGAAAGAGCCCUGCCCCUAGUCUUAUGACUCGCACUGAAGCGCCGAUUCCUGGCUUUUGCAAGGCUGUGGUCAGUGGUCAUCAGUGCUCUUGACCCAGGUCCAGCAAGCCUUUUCCCUGGUGUUGCAGCUGUUGUUGUACCGCCGCCGUCGCCGCCUGCUCUGCGGGGUCAUGGUGUGCUUCCGCCUCUUCCCGGUUCCGGGCUCAGGGCUCGUUCUGGUCUGCCUAGUCCUGGGAGCUGUGCGGUCUUAUGCAUUGGAACUUAAUUUGACAGAUUCAGAAAAUGCCACUUGCCUUUAUGCAAAAUGGCAGAUGAAUUUCACAGUACGCUAUGAAACUACAAAUAAAACUUACAAAACUGUAACCAUUUCAGACCAUGGCACUGUGACAUAUAAUGGAAGCAUUUGUGGGGAUGAUCAGAAUGGUCCCAAAAUAGCAGUGCAGUUCGGACCUGGCUUUUCCUGGAUUGCGAAUUUUACCAAGGCAGCAUCUACUUAUUCAAUUGACAGCAUCUCAUUUUCCUACAACACUGGUGAUAACACAACAUUUCCUGAUGCUGAAGAUAAAGGAAUUCUUACUGUUGAUGAACUUUUGGCCAUCAAAAUUCCAUUGAAUGACCUUUUUAGAUGCAAUAGUUUAUCAACUUUGGAAAAGAGUGAUGUUGUCCAACACUAUUGGGAUGUUCUUGUACAAGCUUUUGUCCAAAAUGGCACAGUGAGCACAAAUGAGUUCCUGUGUGAUAAAGACAAAACUUCAACAGUGGCACCCACCGUACACACCACUGUGCCAUCUCCUACUACAACACCUACUCCAAAGGAAAAACCAGAAGCUGGAACCUAUUCAGUUAAUAAUGGCAAUGAUACUUGUCUGCUGGCUACCAUGGGGCUGCAGCUGAACAUCACUCAGGACAAGGUUGCUUCAGUUAUUAACAUCAACCCCAAUACAACUCACUCCACAGGCAGCUGCCGUUCUCACACUGCUCUACUUAGACUCAAUAGCAGCACCAUUAAGUAUCUUGACUUUGUCUUUGCUGUGAAAAAUGAAAACCGAUUUUAUCUGAAGGAAGUGAACAUCAGCAUGUAUUUGGUUAAUGGCUCCGUUUUCAGCAUUGCAAAUAACAAUCUCAGCUACUGGGAUGCCCCCCUGGGAAGUUCUUAUAUGUGCAACAAAGAGCAGACUGUUUCAGUGUCUGGAGCAUUUCAGAUAAAUACCUUUGAUCUAAGGGUUCAGCCUUUCAAUGUGACACAAGGAAAGUAUUCUACAGCCCAAGAGUGUUCGCUGGAUGAUGACACCAUUCUAAUCCCAAUUAUAGUUGGUGCUGGUCUUUCAGGCUUGAUUAUCGUUAUAGUGAUUGCUUACGUAAUUGGCAGAAGAAAAAGUUAUGCUGGAUAUCAGACUCUGUAACACUAAUCAAUACGUGAUCUCUGUUACAAAAGAAAAAAGCAAGUACAAGUUCCAACAUGCAAUACUGGUCAACUUAAGGUAUAUUUAGUUGCAGUCCAGCUCUUUAGAAUGGGUGGUAUGGGGGAUUUCAAACUUAAACAAAAAAGUAUCAACUACAAAUUAGUUGCCUGACUUUGGUUUUUCCAACCAAGGAAUUUAAAACUAUUAUUUUUACAGCAAAAGAUGUGCAAAAUCACUGGAUUAUAAGUUCUAUUUUACUGUCUUGAAUUAGUAUUUCAGUGUUUUCAUUUUAGACAUUCAGACUAAAAAUACACAGUUUAGAAAAAACAAUUUUUGAAAAAGAGAUUUUUUUUUCCCUGCAGGUAGUUGAGUUGGAACAACAUGUUCUACAGUGGAUUUGUACUUGCUCCUUUUGCUCUUUGUGUGUGUGUGUGUGUGUGUGUGUGUGUGUGUGUGUGUGUGUGUGAUUUUUGUUUGCAGGUUAACUUAGCUACUUUGGCAUUGCUGCAUAUUUGACCUUUGAGAGAUAUAAUAGUAGAUUUGAACAGGGGCUGGUAUUAUUAUGUUCUUAGCAAUAAAUGCUUUUCUAAUGCUUUUUGAAUACAUUUGUAUUUAUGUGGCUGUAAUGACAAAAGAUACAAAAGCUUUUUAAAAUUUAGAGUAGGUAUUAAUCUUAUUGUUUAAUCUUUUUUUUUAAAAAGAACUGGAUAUUUCAAUCUUUUAAAUUGCAAUAUAUAAGACUAUUCCAACUGGGCAUUUCAAUCCAUUUUUUAGGUGCUUUAGAGAUAAUUGCUUGCCAGUGCCAAUUGAGGUUAUUAGUACUUUGUGCUCAUAAAUUGGCCUCUGUAUGCAGUACUAAAAUUAAUGCAGAUUUCUCUUUAGCCUUCCAACAUUUCUUGUUGAUAGUGAUGUAUUUUAUUAUUUUCUUUUUCUUAAGAAAUGCCAGUGUGUCCUAGGACCUAGAUAACGAAGUGCACUUACACUUAUAAAAUAACUUGCAUCUAGGCUGGGCGUGGCGGCUCACGCCUGUAAUCCCAGCACUUUGGGAGGCCGAAGUGGGUGGAUCACUUGAGGCCAGGAGUUUGAGACCAGCCUGGCCAACAUGGUGAAACCCCAUCUCUAUCAGAAAUACAAAAAAUUAGCUGGGCGGGGUGGUGGGCGCCUGUAAUCCCAGUUACUCGGGAGGCUGAGGCAGGAGAAUCACUUGAACCCAGGAGGCAGAAGUUGCGGUGAGCCGAGAGUGCACCAUUGCACUCCAGCCUGGGCAACAAAAACGAAACUCCAUCUCAAAACAAAACAAAACAAACAAACAAACAAAACUUGCAUCUAACCGAAAAGUCUUGGUUUUAUCUUAAUCCAUUAAAAAGUUGUUCUUUGUUUCCAGCUUGCAUUGAUUGCUACAACAUCACUAAUUUGGCUUUCACAUUUAAAUGGUUCUGUGCUAAUCAAAACUUUCAUUGUUAUUAUUCGUUAUGGUAGAAUCAUUAUUAAUUCACGUGCUUUGUGUUCAGUUUUGUGGUCUGAGAGAUGCACCAAUUGUCAAAUUACCGUGUACCACCUAAUGUUUAUAGGAGAAAGCAAAAUACAUCAGCUUGAUAGUUAACACAUCAAAUAUUUCUUGCUGCUUCUAGGAGAACUUUUUUGGUGUGUGUUGGAAUGGCUGAGCAAAUAUUAAAAUUGUUAAUAUGCAGCCAUAUAUGGAAGGUUCCUGUGGGGUUGUUUUUUCGUUUUUUUUUUUGUGUGUGUGUGGUGGGAUUAUGUGCCUCCCAUUCACUAGAAAAUGAGAAAAUUGUCUGGGUUCCAAAAUAUUGAUAUUGAAUGGAUCAAUACACCCACACAGAUAUAUAUAUAUGUGUAUAUAUAUAUAUGCACACAUAUAUAGGCAGUUGCAUGCUAGCAUGGGUAUUUUUAUAACAAUAUAACUGAGUUAUAUUGGAAUUAUAAAUAUUUUCCGUCACUUAAAUUUGCUCUUUGUUUAGCCUGAAAACCUUUAUGGCUCAAGAUCAGAUUCCUGACUAACCCCUCUCUUAGAGCUACAGCGAGCUGCAUUACCAGCUUAAAACACUUCUUAGGGAUUAAAUAUAGAUGUAAUUUUUCAAAAUCGUUUUUAAUUUAAACUGUGUUUUAGUGUAAAAUUGUUAACCUUGUAAGAUGGAUAAUGUGUAUAAGAAUGUAGGCCUUAACUAUUUCACAUGAGUCAAAACAAAGCAGUUUUAAAAAAAUAAUUGGAAGCACAAGUGCAUGGCACUGACUGAAUGCUGUUAAUAUUUCUAAAAGUUUCUACAUUCAGAUUAUAUGCCUGAUUCAUAGUAAAAUACCUCUAAUAAACACUGUUUUAUAGAAAACCUGACUUCAGUGAAUAUUUUUGUAUUUUACAUGGGCCAGUUUAUAUACUGCUAUUUACACUAUUAUUUCCUAUAGCUACAUGUUCUUUGUACCUUUUGUAGUUUUAUUUGUAUUACUAGAUUCAUACCUUGAUGGUAACGCUCUAUCUGGUUUUGGGUGUUUUUCAUGUUUUAGCAUUUGUAUAAAGAAACUGGUCCAUGUAAAUACUUUCCAUGUUUCUUCUUCAAAUGUUUAAACCACUAGUUGAUGUAUGGUAUCUUUAGAUAUUUGCCUGUCUGUUUGCUCAAAAUUGCUUCUAAAACAAUAAAGAUUCUUUUAUUUCUUAA
Messenger RNA from Gorilla gorilla gorilla (western lowland gorilla), 4147 nucleotides. RefSeq names its product lysosomal associated membrane protein 2 (gene LAMP2). The transcript is spliced from 9 exons. The record is from RefSeq and is a predicted model, not a curated record. Gene Ontology annotation, cellular component: lysosomal membrane; plasma membrane; late endosome membrane. Gene Ontology annotation, biological process: protein targeting to lysosome involved in chaperone-mediated autophagy; autophagosome maturation; cellular response to starvation. NCBI's taxonomy places the organism in Eukaryota, Metazoa, Chordata, Mammalia, Primates, Hominidae. The coding region runs from base 243 to 1475 and encodes 410 amino acids.